Messenger RNA from Trichomonas vaginalis G3, 456 nucleotides. Its product is annotated as glucose import. Gene Ontology annotation, cellular component: membrane. Gene Ontology annotation, biological process: transmembrane transport. The record is from RefSeq and is a predicted model, not a curated record. Gene Ontology annotation, molecular function: transmembrane transporter activity. Lineage: Eukaryota; Parabasalia; Trichomonadida; Trichomonadidae. The coding region runs from base 1 to 456 and encodes 151 amino acids. The transcript has a single exon.
AUGACUUCUUUCUUCCGCCGCGAACUCUUGUAUGCAGCAAUUGUCUGCCUUACUCCUCUUGGCUUCGGUUACCUUAUUGGUUACCCAUCUCCAGCCGCAUCAUACUUCCGCAAGGCCUGGGGAGAAGAUUUCCCAGAUAGCAAUUGGGAUCUCUUCGUCGCUAUCAGCCAGCUCACUGGUGCUAUUGGUCCAUACAUUCCUUCAUUACUUUUCAAAUUCGGAUUAGGCCGCCGUCUCGUUACAUCAAUCAUUAACAUCCUUUCAAUCAUCUUCUGUGUUAUCUUAGCAUUUAUGAAUGUUAAAACAUUCUGGAUGGGCUUAGUAAUGCGUGUUCUCCAAGGUUUCAUGCUCGGUGCUUUCUCAUCUCUGGGUCCAUUAUUACUUCUUGAAGUUGCUCCAGCUGAACAAACAGAUCUUCAUUGUCAUUGGUAUUCUUAUUCUCUACCUCAUUGGUGA